Molecule: messenger RNA, 5033 nt
Organism: Sinocyclocheilus anshuiensis
Lineage: Eukaryota; Metazoa; Chordata; Actinopteri; Cypriniformes; Cyprinidae
Product: stAR-related lipid transfer protein 13-like
Exons: 14
Coding region: 332-3622 (1096 amino acids)
Biological process (GO): actin cytoskeleton organization; signal transduction; regulation of Rho protein signal transduction
Molecular function (GO): lipid binding; GTPase activator activity; protein binding
Source: RefSeq, a predicted model, not a curated record
GUGAGGCGAGGGUACCGUGCGGCUCUGCAUUGCAUUAGUGCUGGGAAGUUCACACAGCUGUUCUCGCUGUCAUAUUGCGCUGAUUAGAGACGCGGGAAAACCUCAGAGAGCAUGAGACCCUUCCGAGUGGAUUCUGCGUCCGAUUCAGCCUCGUGUCGGAGCGAAAUAUAAACAUGCUUCGCUGUUCUUCUGCUGCAAGGUGACGCAGCGCCGCGUAUCAGGUGGAGUGACGACAACUGCGGCACCAGAGCGAGUCCGACCGACCGAGCGGCGGAUAACGGUCCUCUCAGAGGAAACCCGGGCGCGGCGCUGAUAUGUGUCACCGUUAACGAUGACAACGAGGCGAAAGUCCAGCAAACUGCAGCUUCGGCGGUCAAUCAGCGAGCAGCUGCGCGACUCCACCUCGAAAGCCUGGGAUUUACUAUGGAGAAACAUACGAGAGAAGAGACUGGCAGAAAUCGAGGCAAAGGAGGCAUGUGACUGGCUGAGGGCGGCGGGAUUCCCACAGUAUGCCCAACUUUAUGAGGAUUCCCAGUUUCCCAUUGAAAUAUCUGCCGUCAAGAGGGACCAUGACUUUCUCGACAAAGACCUUGUGGAGCCUCUUUGCCGUCGACUCAACACUCUGAACAAGUGUGCCUCCAUGAAACUGGACGUGAGCCUCCCCAAGAAGAAAAGUGAGGACUCUGAUGAGGAGGACCUGUUGGCCAUCAGUAAUAGAUGGACGUUUGAGUGGAACAGUCGGCGCUGGUCACGUCUGCAAGACAUCGAUUACCUACUGGGUAGAGCUGAGGAGCGGAGCCCCUCUGAGGUGGGUGAGGGUCUCCGGACCACUGUGAGCAGCGAGAGCUUUCUGACAGACCUCAGCGAGCCAGAGAUCUGCUCCCUGCACAGUGAAGACUCUUUGGCUGCCAUGCCUGACUCUGCCUCGCUCACCCCACUGCACUUGCCCAGAGAGCUGCCUCAUUACGGUUCACUACCCGCCAAGAGCAGGCGACGUGGACGCACACGCGCCAAAGACUUCCUGAGGAGGAUGGAAACACUGGGUCGGACGUGGGGGCCAUCGAUGGAUUGCUCUGAGCGGCGCUCUUUGGUUAUUAGCGGCCCAGUUCUGCAAAGCGAGCCAGAGGCACUAAAGACUCUACGAUGUGUUCAGAUUUUCAACAGCGGGCCUCUAAAUGCUGAAAACAUGCCACCAGCUAACAACUGCCCAAAUUCGCUGGCCAGCAGUGAGGCUAGCAGCCAAUCUGAGACCAGCGGUAGUGCCGAAAGCACACCGAAUAUGAAGGGACGUGUCUCAAAGUUGUAUCCUCCUGGUAAACGUGCAGUCGUCUACCUAGAAGACAUCGAUGUUCUCACCGGCGCUCCCCAGAGGACGAGACCGGUCGAACGGAGCCGCAAAAAUGACUUCCGCUCCUAUGACGAGCUAUUGGUGCACAUCCCAAAAGAUCACAAACCUGGUACCUUCCCUAAAGCGCUGUCAAUCGAGAGUCUGACGCCAGCCAGUAAGGAACACGGAAACUGGAAGGUUCUGGAUUCAGAGCCGCAGCCAUUCAAGUGCAGGAAAGUUGGCGGGAGGGAACUCCGGCCUGCGACACGCUGCUGCCCGCGAGGCAGCAGGAUCAGUGUGUACGAUAACGUACCUGGCUCACACCUCUACGCGAGCGCGGGGGACAUAUUGGACCUUGAGAAGGAGGAUAUAUUCCCACAUUUGGAUGACAUUCUGCAGCAUGUGAAUGGCCUGCAGCAGAUCGUGGACCACUGGUCCAAAAACGUCUUGCCGGAGAGUGAAGGGGAGGGGGAUGGAGGCAGGGGGCGGGAGCAGAAGAUUAUUGACGGCCAGUCUUCCAGUCAAAUCACACUGGACUUUGAGGGGACUUCUGUAAUCAAAGGGUUGACCACACCGAGCGACGGCAACAAGGAUGGGCUUUCGUUAAAUGAAACAGACACCUACAGCACCAGCGAGAGGAGGGACUCAGGGGUGGGGGCUUCCCUGACACGACCACGCCUUAGAUGGCCCAGCUUCAGGAUGUCAAACCUCCUCGGCCAAUCAGGAAUCUCGCUACAGAUAUCCAGCCAAUCAGUGGGCCAGCUUAGCUUGCUGCAGAAGUUUUCUUUAUUGCGUCUCACUGCUAUUAUGGAGAAAUACUCCAUGUCCAACAAGCAUGGGUGGACUUGGUCAGUGCCAAAAUUUAUGAAGAGAAUGAAGGGACCAGACUACAAGGAAAAGAUGGUAUUCGGUGUUCCUCUGAUUGUCCAUGUUCAGCGGUACGGACACCCUCUGCCCAUAAGCUUACAGCUCGCCCUGCGCUUUUUAAGGAGCCAGUGUUUGGACCAGGUGGGACUUUUCCGUAAAUCCGGUGUAAAGUCUCGUAUUCAGGCUCUGCGGCAAAUGUGUGAUACCUCUCCACAAAAUGUGAACUACGAGGAUCAGUCAGCGUAUGAUGUGGCAGACAUGGUCAAACAGUUCUUCAGAGACUUGCCUGAGCCUCUCCUCACGAGCAAAAUGGGCGAGACCAUCCUCCACAUAUACCAGUAUGUCCCUAAAGAACAACGCUUACAGGCGGUGCAGGCAGCUAUCAUGUUAAUGGCCGAUGAAAACCGUGAGGUCUUGCAGACGCUGCUGUGCUUCCUAAAUGAUGUCACUUCCUCUGUUGAGGAGAACCAGAUGACUCCAAUGAACCUGGCGGUGUGCCUCGCUCCUUCUCUCUUCCACCUCAACAUCAUGAAGAAUGAUAACCUGUCACCUAGGUCUAUUCAGAGGAAGUAUGCCACUGGGCGGCCAGACCAAAAGGACCUGAAUGAGAACCUUGCGGCCACUCAGGGGCUCGCGCACAUGAUUGCUGAGUGCAAUCACCUAUUCGAGAUUCCUCAGGAGAUGGUCUCUCAGUCCAGGAACUCAUACAUGGAAGCUGAGCUGCUGGCACCCUCUUUAGACGAGCUCUGUAAAAAACAGCCGCAACAGGACGAGGAAGAUGGAGAAGAGGAGGAAAGCACGUGUCGCUCUUAUCUGGAGAGCUUGAUACAGAAUCUGAUGAAAGAGACCAAAGACAAGACCAAGGGAUGGGUGACCAGAUCAAAUGUUGACAAUACAGAGAUAUCAUUAAAAAAGGUGGGAGACGGGACCCCGUUGAGACGCUGGCGUGUGUCUGUAGAGGUGGAGGCUCCUCCAUCUGUGGUGCUAAACCGCAUACUGCGAGAGCGCCACCUGUGGGACAGUAACCUGCUACAGUGGAAGGUUCUAGAAACUCUGGACAAGCAGACAGAGGUGUACCAGUAUGAGCUGAACAGCAUGGCCCCUCACCCCAACAGAGACUUUGUGGUGCUCAGGACGUGGAGGACAGAAAUGCCAAAAGGUGCGUGUGUGCUGGUAUCGGUGUCGAUCGAUCAUGAGGAAAGCCCACAGCUGGCCGGAGUGAGAGGAAUAAUUCUGGAAUCCCAGUAUCUGCUUGAACCGUGUGGCUCUGGGAAGUCCAGACUCACACAUAUAUGCAGAGCUGAUCUGAAAGGAAAGUCUCCAGAGUGGUACAACAAAGCUUUCGGCCAUCUCUGUGCUAGCAAAGCCGCCCGCAUCCGCAACUCCUUCCUGUCUCUGGAUCCCGAGGGCCCAGAGACCAAAAUCUGAACAUGGCUACACGGAGUCAGGCAUGAGGGAACUGGGAUGUAGUUCUACGUCAGGUCAAAUGGUCACAGAAAACGAACUUUGGCGAGGAAAAGGAGGGAUUCAAGAGAGAAGAAAAGAGCAAAUGGAACAUUUUUAGUUUAUUUUUUAUUUUUCUAGCCCCUAAACAACAACAAACUGCCAUGUCCUGUUGGUUUAAUAGACCGUGGAUCAUUGGGAUUCAUAUUUGAGUGUUUUACCCCUUAUAGGGCAUUUGAUUUAGUCCGUUCAUUUCAUAUAAAUUUAUGCAGCUGUUCAAAACUGCCACGUUUGAAAUGGCUUUUGUUGUGUGUUUUGGGGCAUAUGAUGAGAGAUGAGAAAAGAUGGACAGAGAAAGUGACAGAGACAGACUCCACCGUAGCUAUGAAGCCAUGCCUGUAAAAAAGUCGUAACGCUGCUUCCUGUUGUCCAGUCUUUACUGCAGCAGACAGCUUUAACUAGCACUUUUAGAGCUUCGCUUGCAACAAACAGAUGUGAAUGACAAGCCACCUCACGCUAAUCAAAAAACAGCAGGUCUGGUUUCGUUUUAUCAAGCACUUCAAGCUAAAGUACUGCAUUCUCAAACCAAAUAUAGGUACGUUAUUGUCUAAACAUUAUUUAAAACUCUGUAUUUAGGUGUUUUUUCCUCAUUUGAAUGAAGCUGGUGUUACAGUGACUGUAUUUUUAAACUAAGGUUGUACCCUGGUGAUGUAUUGAUGUGAAGUAUUUACAAGUGCAUAUUAUUUCUAAAUUCUGUUUUAAGAAAUGUUUUAUCAUUACAAUAUUCCUUUUUUUUCAUUGUCCCAGGUAAGCAAUAAUGUAUUAUCAUGAUAAAUGGUACAGUAUUGUGCUCUUUUAAUAAUGCAAAAUUAAUUAGUUAAGAUUAAAAAUCAAACAAUAUUGUAAAUAAUUUAGAAAAUGCCAAUGAUUGUUGCAAGUAUGCGUUAUUAUUAUUAUUAUUAAUUAUUAUUAUUGUCAUUGUUAUAUGUGUACUGUCACACUCUACAAUGUCUAGGACAUGAAUUCAUUUCACUGCUUCUGGGAAGCAUGUCUAUUCUAUUCACAAAGCUGUACAUUUACGUGUGUUUGUGUGUAAAUGUGUAGAUACAAUUCAGGUUGUAUAUUUUGUACAUAAAUGAGGCUUAUUGGCAGGUUUAUCUGCUUUUAUGCUCAGUUGUUUUGUUUUCCCCCCCUCAUAUCAGUCUUUUGCUUGAAUUAUCAUUGCAAGCUGGUUAAAUCAGCUAGCUUGUUCAGUGCUGUUUAGAUGGGAACAGUGUAUUUGGGUUUGAUUUGAGCUCAGUGGCCGGAGAAGGAGAAAUGUCUGUUUUUGAACAGUAAACAGGGUGAUUCAAGUUCCAAUCAUUUGGAAAUGUGGAAAAUAAAAACUCAAUGCAGU